AUGCCCACAGCAUACAGUCCCGUGUCUAUAGAGACACAGAAGCCUCGAGUGCCGUCCCAGCUAAUUGUAAAAGCAACCGGAACAGCCCUAGACCUAUCUCGACAAAAACGAUAUCGUCUCAAAUCCGUCUUGAUGCGUUCUGGAACAUCUAGGGGUCUAUUUCUUCAUCGUCAUGACCUCCCGCCUUCACCCUCAGACUGGGAUUCGGUGUUAAUCGGUGCCAUGGGAUCUCGUUACAAUGACCCUCGACAACUUGAAGGUGUUGGUGGCGCUACAUCAACCACUUCCAAGGUGGUUAUCGUUGCGAAGUCAGAUCGGCCGGGUAUCGAUGUUGAGUAUACCUUUGCGCAGGUUACAGUGGGACAGGAAAAGGUUGAUAUGACGGGGAAUUGUGGGAAUAUGGCCUCUGGAGUAGCGGCUUUUGCGCUUGAAGAGGGCUUGAUAACUGCUGCUCCUGGUCAGAUGGAGAUUUCAGUCAGAAUCUUCAAUACAAACACCAAAUCCAUGCUUAUAGAGACAAUUCAGCUCGACGGUAGUGGUCACUUUCUCGAGGAAGGCGACUAUCGUAUCGGUGGUGUCAAAGGUACAGGCAGCAAAAUCAGAGUCUCUUUUGUAAAACCCGGCGGAUCGAUGACUGGCUCCACCUUUCCAACUGGCAAUCGAGAAGACGAGCUCCUUAUUUCGCCUAGUAGUAGCAACCUGUCAAAGGAGCCUUUUACCGUUAAGGCUACCCUCAUCGACGUGUCUAACCCCUUUAUAUUUGUUGAUUCUUCCUCGCUGCCUCCAGAAUACUACGCUCUAGGCCAAGAUUCUGAGGCAUCCUUGGAGAUCAUAGAAGCUAUUCGCCGUGGGGCAUCAGUCAAGUUUGGAUUUGCGAGCGACACACAAGCUGCUGGGUUGAGAAAAGGAACACCAAAGAUUGCAAUUGUCUCGACGCCUGUGGUUCCAAAUUCAAACCUCACAAGCAACGACACUCCGGAUAUUUCAGUGCUAGCAUACAGCAUGGGUAAAGUUCAUCCUAGCGUGCAGCUGACGGGUGCCGUAUGUCUUGGAGCAGCAGCGAACCUCAAGGGAACCGUGGUGGAAAGACUAAGAAGGAAGGCUGGUUCUAAUUCAGACGGAGCAGUAACAGCAUAUGAUGAGCAACUGAUUAGUGGGAAAAAAGGUGGUCUUGUAGUGAUUAGUCAUAAUAGUGGCACUAUCGACGUCGAUGUUGAUGUGACAGCUAAUGACGAGGUUGAGAGCAUUACAGUUUUCCGCACAGCGCGCAGGGUGUUUGAGGGCACGAUCUUUGUUUCCGGAUAG
Talaromyces stipitatus ATCC 10500 is the source of this 1305-nucleotide messenger RNA. RefSeq lists its product as uncharacterized. The transcript has 2 exons. Lineage: Eukaryota; Fungi; Ascomycota; Eurotiomycetes; Eurotiales; Trichocomaceae. The record is from RefSeq and is a predicted model, not a curated record. Bases 1 to 1305 code for a protein of 434 amino acids.